Molecule: messenger RNA, 1139 nt
Organism: Saprolegnia parasitica CBS 223.65
Lineage: Eukaryota; Oomycota; Saprolegniomycetes; Saprolegniales; Saprolegniaceae
Exons: 5
Coding region: 1-1119 (372 amino acids)
Molecular function (GO): protein binding
Source: RefSeq, a predicted model, not a curated record
AUGGCCUUUGGCGUCGGAAGAUCCAUCCUUGACGCCGAUGGUCGCGGUCCAGAUCAGCAAGACAAUGGCUUCUUCGAGUACAAGGAGGUCGACAUCGACGUCAUGAGCGGGCUCCGCUGUAUUGGCGACAUGAAGCUCCUCAUGGCCAACGCCAUCUACGCGGAAGAGGACCUCUUCACGCUCGAGGGUCCCCACGAAGUGAAACUCUACCACAUGCCGGGCGCCGACGACGUCGACAACCUCGCCGACACGGACAUGGUCACGAUCCUCGACUGGGUCAAUGGCGGCGACGCACCAUCGCAGUGGGUCCUCGAUAUCUUUGGGCGACCGCUCGUCACGUCCGUCUCGACCGACCUCGUCCUCGAUGACAUUGACAACCUGCGCAUUUCGUACAUGAGCGCAUCGUCGCCGCUGCGGCCAUCGUCGCCUGGCGCGGCGUCCGGCUAUGAGCCCUUUCUGCAUGUCGGGACAUGGGUACCCAUGCUGAGCGGCGCGCGGACCGUGCGCCGGGACAGCGGCCCCGGGUCGUCCAACUUGAUGGGUCUCGUGGGUCGUCCGACGCCGCAGCUGCAGAGCGAGUACGAAGACAUUGUACAGACAAUGCACCGCGCUCAGGAAACGUUGCGCAAGUUUCAAAGUAUCGGGAAACCUGUCUCGACGCAGAGCCUCCAGACCAUCCUCUUGCCGCUGGCGAUGGCCAGUCCGAGCGCCAUUGCGCGCUUCGGCCCGAGCGUGCUGCACCAAGGCGUGUACACGCUCAUCGAGAGCGACCUCCAAAAAGGCUUUGUGCAAGCCGUCCGCAUCUGGUUUCGCUUCGACAACGAGCGCACGCUCAAGGUUACCAAGCGCAACGGGAGCUUGGGCUUGAAGCCUGUCCGGCAGCAAGACGGCUGGAUCGUCGUGCAAGCCGUGCCCGGCUCGGCGUGUGCACUGGCAGGCAUGCCGCCCCAAGAAGUGUUUUUAACGCACGUCAAUGGCGUCGACGUCUCGCCGCCGACGUGCCCUGCGAUCUCGGACAAGACGAUGCGGCCGCAAAACUUGGGCCAUAGCGUGAGCUGGGCAGGCAACGUUGUGCCCCUCGUCGAGGAGGCCGACGUGUGCGAGCUCACCUACUUUUAGCGUUCAGCGUACAUUCCAGG